Messenger RNA from Peromyscus leucopus (white-footed mouse), 1941 nucleotides. It is a transcript of the gene Phf23, whose product is annotated as PHD finger protein 23. Lineage: Eukaryota; Metazoa; Chordata; Mammalia; Rodentia; Cricetidae. The record is from RefSeq and is a predicted model, not a curated record. Gene Ontology annotation, biological process: positive regulation of protein ubiquitination; negative regulation of autophagosome maturation; negative regulation of autophagosome assembly.
GGGGAGGGGGCCCGGUCCGGGAGUGCGGGAGGCAGUGGUAGAGGGAGGUGGCGGUAGCGGACUGGAGUCUCAACCGCGCCAAGGCGGACACUUCGGCGAAGCGAGGCAGUCGGAACACGGAGCGCCCAAGGCAGCACCGGGAAUCCCGGCUUAGAGGAGGGGGUCGCCGGACCGGGUGGAGGGGAGGGGGCGAUGCUGGAAGCCAUGGCGGAGCCCAGUCCCGAAGAUCCACCUCCGACUCUGAAGGCAGAGACUCAGCCACCGGAGAAGCGGCGGAGAACAAUUGAGGAUUUCAACAAAUUCUGCAGUUUUGUCUUGGCCUAUGCGGGUUACAUUCCUCCUAGCAAAGAGGAAAGCGACUGGCCAGCUUCUGGCUCUAGCUCUCCAUUGCGAGGGGAGAGUGCAGCAGACAGUGAUGGCUGGGACUCAGCCCCCUCGGACCUUCGAACUAUCCAGACUUUUGUUAAGAAAGCAAAGUCAUCAAAGAGAAGGGCAGCUCAAGCAGGUCCUACCCAGCCAGGACCCCCAAGGUCCACUUUUUCUCGUCUGCAGGCCCCUGACAGUGCCACUCUGCUGGAGAAGAUGAAGCUGAAGGACUCUCUGUUUGAUCUGGACGGGCCCAAAGUGGCCUCUCCACUGUCUCCCACGCCCCUGACGCAUUCCUCCCGCUCCCCCGCGUCUCUCACCUCAGUACCGCUUUCCCAGGGCACCUCUCAGCCUCGAAAGAAGGACCGAAAGAACAGAAAGUUGGGACCAGGCGGCGGGGCCGGCUUUGGGGUGCUUCGGAGGCCUCGGCCGGCUCCUGGGGAUGGGGAAAAACGGUCUCGGAUCAAGAAGAGCAAGAAGCGGAAGUUGAAAAAGGCAGAUCGUGGGGAUCGACUCCCCCCUCCUGGCCCUCCUAGGGCACCUCCCAGUGAUACAGACUCUGAAGAGGAGGAGGAAGAGGAGGAGGAGGAGGAGGAUGAAGAAGAGAUGACAGCAGUGGUGGGGGGUGAAGUCCCUGUGCUCCCAACACCCCCUGAAGCCCCCAGGCCCCCCGUUUCUGUGCACCCCGACGGUGCACCCCCUACUGACAGUGAGGGCAAGGAGGUGGGCAGCACAGAGACAAGCCAAGAUGGGGACGCCAGCUCCAGUGAAGGCGAGAUGCGGGUCAUGGAUGAGGACAUCAUGGUGGAAUCGGGUGAUGACUCAUGGGAUCUGAUCACAUGUUACUGUAGAAAGCCCUUUGCUGGGCGGCCCAUGAUUGAGUGCAGCCUAUGUGGGACGUGGAUCCACCUCUCCUGUGCUAAGAUUAAGAAGACCAAUGUUCCUGACUUCUUUUAUUGCCAGAAAUGCAAGGAACUUCGGCCAGAGGCCCGGCGGUUAGGGGGUCUUCCCAAAUCGGGAGAACCCUGACGUCACUCUUAGAGGCUGGAACUUCUGACGUUACUUGGGAACUGAGACUCAGAGUCUUCAGCCUCUUCCAGGCCGGAUUUCCUUCCCAAGGGAGACUUGUUUGGAAAUGAGUAUCUUCUACUCUGUCCUUCCUGCUCCGUGGACUUGAAUUGGACCCCUUCCAGCUGGGUCAGGGGAGGCUGGAUCUAUAGACAAAUCUCUGUCCGGUGGACCUGCCCCCCUUCACGUUCAGGGCCAGGGCUCAAACUGGGAUGUAAUGGGAUAGUUGUCUAUAAAAUGUAGUGUAAAUACAGCGCUCCCUCAUGUUUCCUUCUCUCUCACUCCCGUUUACUUUCUUCUACACCAGUUGUAUUUUUCAUUUUGAACUCCCAUGUUUGAGCCUGGCGCUUGCUCAAAGGCGGAGGGAGUACCAUACCUGGUGGAGUGGGGGAGGAGAGCGAAAAGGUGUCAGUUCCCACUAGCCUCGUUUUUAAUAAUAACUGGCUGGCCGCCUGCACAGCCAGCCAGUGUUGUAAAUAAAGCAGAGUGGGCUCUUGUGUUUUACAA